CGAGAGAUCACUAUAAAAAGAAAGCAACCAGUGUCAGUGCAAUCAUUGUGUAGAAGCAAAUGUUUAAAUUAGUUCUAAUUCACGAUGUGUGUUUCCAAAGCUAUGGUGUACUUUCUGUUGGUAACAUUAGCUUCAACAAAAGUACGCAGUUUUGAGCAAAAUGAUACAGAUUCUUCCCAGGUCAGUUGCGAAACGUUUGCAUCCAAGCUGAUCGAGAUGGAAUCUGCGAUGAAGAAGGCUCAAGAAACCACCAACCAACAGCUAUUGCGUCAGAAGAGCUUGUCGGAAGAGCUACUAGUCGCCAUCAGCCUCUUGAGUCAGGCAAUUAGUAAGAAUCUCACCGCCCUGCAAACACAAUCGGAGAGAGCUGAGCAGCUGGCUAACGUCAAGCACGACCAGAUCCGGCAGGAGAUUGAAACACUUGCAUCAAAAGAAGAUCUCGCUUGGUUCAGGACUAAAUCCGGGUUAUAUCUUCAAAGUAUCGCCGCUCGAUCGUGCAAGCAGGUGCAAUCGGAGCGCCCGGGCAAGUACUUCAUACAGCCAGCCGCGGAUUCCGAACCAUUCCUGGGAUACUGUGCACAGACUGCGUUCGGAGGAGGUUGGCUAGUGAUUCAGCAUCGCUACGAUGGAUCGGUGGACUUUCGGCGCAACUGGACCGAGUAUCGGGACGGGUUUGGAAACAUCGGGGGAGAGUUCUGGCUCGGGCUGGAGCAUCUACAUCGGAUGACAUCGGCCCGACCACACGAGCUGUUGGUGGAGCUAGAAUAUUUCUCAGGAAAAUAUGCGUACGCCCGGUAUAGUAAGUUCGUGAUCGACAGCGAAGCGGAUCAUUAUGCCAUAGGAGAACUGCGUUUGCCUUCGGGCACGGCCGCAGAGGCAGUACGUUUGCGUCAGGGCACGAAGUUUUCUACGAUCGAUCGAGACCAUGAUGGCAGUGCUGAUUAUAACUGUGCCUCUGAUGCCCAGGCAGCAUGGUGGUACCGUGAAUGUUACGAUUCUAAUAUUAAUGGAGUUUAUAGGGUGGAUCGGGAUGAAAGUGGUUUAUAUUAUACGCGAAUGUUGAUACGCGAGACUUAAUGUUAACUUGAGUGACAAAACAGAAUCGAUUGAGCAUUUAUUGGAGUUCAACAGUAAAUGUAAAAUACAGUAGAACGUCGAUUAUCCGGGGGCGGAUUAACCGGUGGGCGGUUUAACCGUGCACAUAAAUGUGACAGCUGUUCAAGCGUACAGCGAACAUUUGCAGCGAUAGCCAAGUGGGCAAUAAGUUUUUUGUACAGCUCUGUAGUGUGUAGUGGUGUUUUCAAAAGUCAUUUUUGUUCAUGAACAGUUGUCAAACCUAUAGUUAUUGAUUACAAUAAUAUUCUACUAACGAUUAAUCGAUUGAUUCAAAGUAAAUUA
Messenger RNA from Anopheles arabiensis, 1398 nucleotides. Its product is annotated as microfibril-associated glycoprotein 4-like. The coding region runs from base 85 to 1077 and encodes 330 amino acids. The record is from RefSeq and is a predicted model, not a curated record. The transcript has a single exon. NCBI's taxonomy places the organism in Eukaryota, Metazoa, Arthropoda, Insecta, Diptera, Culicidae.